CGCCCGCCCUGCCUCACCCUCCUGUCCUGGCACAGGUGCGGGAGAUGCUGCGGAUGCGGGACUCCAACGGGGCGCGCAUGCUGAUCCUCAUGACCGAGCAGUUCCUGCAGGACCCGCGCCUGGCCCUGUGGCGGCAGCAGGGCGCCGGCAUGACCGACAAGUGCCGGCAGCUCUGGGACGAGCUGGGAGCCCUGUGGGUCUGUGUCAUCCUGAGCCCCCACUGCAAGCCAGAGGAACGGGCAGGCUGGCUCCAGCUGCUUGGCAAGUGGGACAAGCUCGACACGUGCCCGCUGGAAGAGGGCAACUACUCCUUUGACGGCCCCAGCCUGCAGCCCCCUACGGUCCCCAACCCAGGCUCGGAGGAGGAGGAAGAAGAGGAGUUGGUGGUGGCAGCCACCAGUUCCCGCCACACGGUGUUUGGCCGUGCCCUGCGGGCUGGACAGCUGCACUGGAGUGACGCCCACCUGCAGAGGAUCCUGGCCAGCGACUCCUAUGGCCCCAGCCUCACAGGCAGCAGCAUGGGCGGCGACAAGCCGACCUUCGACUCCCAGGGCCGCCCCCUCUGGCUGGGUGAACCUUUUCCCACCGCCUGUGCCCGUGUGGACACCCUGCGUGCCCACGGGUACCCCCGCCAGGCCCUGCGGCUGGCUGGUGCCAUUGUCAACACACUCCGGCUGCAGCGGCGGCACCAACUUGAGAGCUAUAAGCAGCAGAAAAAAGAGCUGCUUCAGAAAGGUUCCACCUGCAUCACCAACACGGAAGGAUGGGUGGGCCACCCCCUGGACCCCAUUGGCUGCCUCUGCAGGGCGCUCCUGGAGGCCUGUCGCCUGGAGGAGGAGACCCUCGCCCUUUACCCAGACUCAGGCCCUGAGAAGCGGAAGGCGGCCUACCAGCACGUGCCCGUGCCCGGGAGCCCUGGGGAGUCCUACUUGGCCCUGGCGCUGGAGGUGGCCCUGCUGGGGCUGGGACAGCAGCGGGCCCUGCCGGAGGGGCUGUACGCCCAGGACAAGGUGGUGCGCAACGAGGAGCAGCUGCUGGUCCUGCUGGAGGAGGUGGAUUUGGAUGAGCGCCUGGUGCAGGUGCUGCGCAAGCAGGCGGGGCUGCUGCUGGAAGGGGGUCCCUUCAGCGGCUUCGGAGAGGUGCUGUUCCGGGAGAGCGUGCCCAUGCACACCUGUGCCCGCUACUGUUUCACCGCGCUGCUGCCUCAUGACCCCGACCUGGCCUAUCGCCUGGCACUCCGAGCCAUGAGGCUGCCCGUCCUGGAGACGGCGUUUCCGGCUGGAGACCCUACCCCCAACCCUCUGGACUCCAUCAUGAGCAACCGCUUCCCCCGCUGGUUCAUCCUCGGCCACCUGGAGACCCGCCAGUGCGAACUGGCCUCCACCAUGCUGACAGCCGCCAAGGGAGACCCCAAGUGGCUGCACGCGGUGCUGGGCUCCAUCCAGCAGAACAUCCACUCUCCAGCCCUGCUCUUCAAGCUGGCGCAGGACGCCUGCAAGACGGCCACCCCAGCCAGCGUGCCUCCGGACAUCACACUGCUGGGCAUCGCGCUGGAGCUGGGCCUGCAGGUGAUGAGGAUGACCCUGAACACCAUGACCUGGCGGCGGAGGGAGAUGGUGCGCUGGCUGGUCAGCUGCGCCACGGAGAUCGGCCCGCAAGCCCUGAUGAACAUCAUGCAGAACUGGUACUCCCUAUUCACGCCGGUGGAGGCAGCCACCAUCGUGGCGGUCACGGGCACCACGCACGCCACGCUGCUGCGACUGCAGCUGGACACGCCCCGGCGGGAGGAGCUCUGGGCCUGCGCCCGCACCCUGGCCCUGCAGUGCGCCAUGAAAGACCCUCAGAACUGCGCCCUGCCGGCCCUGACCCUGUGCGAGAAGAACCACGCGGCCUUCGAGGCGGCCUACCAGAUCGUGCUGGACGCGGCGGCCGGCGGCCUGGGCCACGCGCACCUCUUCACCAUGGCGCGCUACAUGGAGCACCGCGGCCUGCCGCUGCGGGCCUACAAGCUGGCCACGCUGGCCCUG
Messenger RNA from Carlito syrichta (Philippine tarsier), 2027 nucleotides. RefSeq names its product zinc finger SWIM domain-containing protein 4. The record is from RefSeq and is a predicted model, not a curated record. The transcript is spliced from 10 exons. NCBI's taxonomy places the organism in Eukaryota, Metazoa, Chordata, Mammalia, Primates, Tarsiidae. The annotation marks the transcript as partial. Gene Ontology annotation, cellular component: Cul2-RING ubiquitin ligase complex.